Entrophospora sp. SA101 is the source of this 618-nucleotide messenger RNA. The record is from the annotation of a GenBank genome assembly. NCBI's taxonomy places the organism in Eukaryota, Fungi, Glomeromycota, Glomeromycetes, Entrophosporales, Entrophosporaceae.
AUGAACGCAGCACAUAAAAUAAAUCAAUUGCAGAUCAACAACAUAUUAAAUGAUAAGAGUGAUUUGAAAUUAGAGAUUCGAACUCCAUCAGAUUCUUCUAACUCAGAUUUUAUUUUAUCAGAUGAAAUUUAUUCUUCAGAUUCUGAUGUUGAUAUUAUUCGCAUUGGUGCUGAAGUAGCUAUAAAACAAGGAAAAAGAAAUAAUCCUGAAAAUAAAAUUGGAAUACCACAAACCACCAAAUACAGAAAAUAUGGUCCAUCUGAUGAAAUAAGCAACAAUAAAAAAGAUAUGAAUGAAUCAGAUGAAUUCAGUGAUGAUAUAAAUAAUAAAGAGAUAGGUGAUCUUGAAAAAGAUAAUAAUAUUGCAAAUGAAAUUAAUGAUGACAAUUUUGGUAGUUCUUCUGGAGAAGAAAAUAUAGCCACUUAUAAAUAUUUUGUUAACUUAAAUAAAGAUUUAGGUAAAAUGGAAGCAAGUAACAAUGCAGCAAAAGAAGUUUAUAAUAAAGAUAAUAAAGGUUCAUAUAAAGGAACAUGUAUUUGUAAAUGGGCAAUGUAUUGGCUUAAAAAUGGAGCAUUACCUAAAACCAUGCAAGGUUGUUACCAAAAUCAAAAUCAUUAA